GCAAACGCAGGAGAGCGGCUGCAAGUCACUCUCUCACCCCUCUAUUUCAUCACGCCCCCCACCCGGCUUCUCACCUUUUCUUUCUCUUCUUUGAUACCCACUUUUUACCGUCCGGCAGCAAGUACUGCCAGCCAGUUUUCCGCGCCUUUGCUCUCUUGUUCCUCCCCCGCCAAAUUUUUCAUCACCUUCACAACUGCCCGCUCCUACGCUUCGGCGCCCAAGAAGAAAAAAAUGCCUCCCAAGAAGCAAGUUGAAGAGAAGAAGAUUCCGCUCGGCAGGCCAGGCAACAACUUGAAGACGGGUAUCGUCGGCCUAGCAAACGUCGGCAAGUCGACUCUCUUCCAAGCUAUCACCAAAUGCUCGCUUGGUAACCCUGCCAACUUUCCAUAUGCCACCAUUGACCCAGAGGAGUCUCGCGUCCUCGUUCCCGACGAGCGCUUCGACUGGUUGGUAGAGCACUACAAGCCCAAGUCGGUCGUGCCCGCCCAUUUGACCAUCUACGACAUUGCUGGUCUGACGCGCGGUGCUUCCACUGGUGCCGGUCUCGGUAACGCCUUCUUGUCGCACAUCCGUGCCGUCGAUGCCAUCUUCCAGGUUGUCCGAUGCUUCGAUGAUGCCGAGAUCAUCCACGUCGAGGGUGACGUAGACCCAAUUCGUGACUUGGACAUUAUUGCCGAGGAGCUGCGAUUGAAGGACAUUGAGUUUGUCGAGAAGGCGCACGCCAACCUUGUCAAGGAAACUCGCCGAGGUGGUCAGAGUUUGGAGAUGAAGAAGCUCAAGGAAGAGCAGGCUACAGUUGAGAAGGUCCUUGACAUGCUCAAGAAUGGCAAGGAUGUCCGAAAGGGCAACUGGUCACCUAAGGAGGUCGAGCACAUCAACCCUCUCUUCCUUCUCUCAGCUAAGCCUGUUGUAUACCUUGUCAACUUGAGCGAGAAGGACUACAUCCGCCAGAAGAACAAGCAUCUUCCCAAGAUUGCUGAAUGGGUCAAGACCAACGCCCCUGGCGACCCAAUCAUUCCUAUCUCCGUGCAGCUUGAGGAGCGCAUUGCUGUCAUGUCCGAUGCAGAGGCCGCCGAGGAACUCAAGAACCUCAACACCAAGUCGGCUCUUCCCAAGGCCAUCCAGACGAUGCGCAAGGCUCUCCAGCUCGGUAGCUUCUUCACAACUGGUACCGACGAAGUCCGACAAUGGACAAUAAGAACAGGCACCAAGGCGCCACAAGCUGCUGGUGUCAUUCACGGAGACUUUGAAAAGACAUUUAUUCAGGCAAUUGUGUACAACUACCAGACUCUGAGGGAAGAGGGCGACGAAGCCACUGUCAAGGCAAAGGGCAAGAUCAUGACCAAGGGCAAGGAUUAUGUUGUUGAAGAUGGUGAUAUCAUGUUGAUCAAGGCGGGUGCUGCCAAGGCAUAGAUUGCUUUAUACUUGUAUGCUUGAGAGAGGCUGUGUCGAGCCAAGAGUGGUUCCCAGCCAUGUGUGUGUAUGUGUCUAUGAUUUACAUAUGCGUCUCGCGACGAGGAUGAUGAUGAUGAUGAUGAAAAGCAGCUAGUCUGUCUAUGAAGGAAUGAGAAGAAAUGUUCAGU
Molecule: messenger RNA, 1583 nt
Organism: Bipolaris maydis ATCC 48331
Lineage: Eukaryota; Fungi; Ascomycota; Dothideomycetes; Pleosporales; Pleosporaceae
Product: GTP-binding protein YchF
Cellular component (GO): cytoplasm
Molecular function (GO): ATP binding; ATP hydrolysis activity; GTP binding
Source: RefSeq, a predicted model, not a curated record